AUGAUGGAAUCYGGCCUUGUGGGCAAUGUGGAUACGGUUGGAUAUCUCAUUCAAGCCUUCUGCAAGGACAAAAAGCUUUCGGAAGCUUAUGAGCUUCUUCGGCAAGUCUUAGAAGCCGGGCAUGUCCCUGAUAAUGUUGCUUUUACCAAAUUGAUAUCUGGGUUUUGCAAGGAUGGGAAUUAUGGAAAAGUCUCGGAGCUUCUCCAUUUGAUGAUCGCGAAGAAACGGACUCCUGACAUAUUCGUUUGUCAGGAAAUCAUAAAUGGGCUCUGCAAGAACGGAAUGAGGCAAGAAGCUUUUCGGAUUUUUUGUGACCUAAAGGAGAGAGGUAAGAUGGGUGACUUAGAAAUGGCUCAGAAGUUGCGUAGAGAGAUGUGUGAAAGAGGGUAUAGAGAAAGCACGGUGAGUUAUAACACCAUGAUUGCUGGGUUUUGUUUACAUGGGAAAAUGGAUGAAGCGCAUAAACUCUUCGAAGAAAUGCCCAAGAAGGGAAUUGAACGCGAUGUAGUGACAUACAAUACUCUGAUUCAGGGCCUUUGCAAAGAAAAGAAGGCACUGGAGGCUAUGGACCUUUUCUAUGAAAUCUUGGGGAUGGGAAUGCAUCCGACCAUCUCAUCUUACACUCCUCUUAUCCAAGCACUUUGUGACAUGGGGAAUGCACAAGAAGCAAUAGAGUUGUGGAAUGACAUGCGGAAUAGGGGUUUGGAGCCACUGGUAUGUACUUGUGAUCAUAUAAUUACUGGAUUGUGUAAAGCCGGAAAUGCAAAGGAGAGCAUGGAGUGGUUGAUCAAUAUGUUAAGGAGUAAGCAGAGACCUUUCAGAGAUUGGUUCAAUAUCUCUCUUCAAGUAGUAGGUUGGACGAUGCUUUACUGGUUUUAG
Molecule: messenger RNA, 879 nt
Organism: Nelumbo nucifera (sacred lotus)
Lineage: Eukaryota; Viridiplantae; Streptophyta; Magnoliopsida; Proteales; Nelumbonaceae
Source: RefSeq, a predicted model, not a curated record